AUUAUUGCUGCAGCCAGUCAUCUGGAUCAUCAUUAAGUGCAUCACAAGCAUUCAGCAAAGAAGAGACUAAAAACAGAAAAGCUCAUUCACCACAUUCUAAAUGUCCAACAAUCAGACCAAAAAAUAUGCUAAGAUGGAAAAAACAAGAUAAAAAUGCAAAAACGAAAUGUUCUGAUGAAUCUAAAGAAAAAGACAUCACAAAGCCAGAGGAAAAAGACAAAAACAAUAGUGUGUAUGUGGUUUCCAGAGAGUUUGUAGACAUAUUGGCUAAUGCCACACUGAACACAGAAGAUUCAGACUCUCUUGACUCAGACCUACAGGAAAUAAUUGACUCUCCACCUGCAGAAAAAACCAUCAAAGUGAAAAAUAAACUGAAGGAGUUAGAGAAUGUUACACUUAACAUUGCUAUAACCGGGAUGACAGGGGCAGGGAAGUCUUCCUUCGUCAAUGCCCUCAGAGGUCUUUCUAAUGAUGAUAAGAACGCAGCUCCCACAGGAUCAGUUGAGACCACCAUGAAGCCCAGCAUGUACCAACAUCCCUUCAUGCCAAACGUGAAGAUCUGGGACCUGCCUGGAAUUGGUAGUCCAAAAUUUAGAGCAAAGAAGUACCUGAAAGAUGUCAAUUUUCACAUGUAUGACUUCUUUCUCAUAGUCACCUCUGAAAGAUUUAAGGAGAACGACAUAGAGCUGGCCAGAGCUAUCAAGAAAAGCAAGAAGCUAUUUUAUUUCAUUCGCACUAAAAUUGACAACGACAUUCAUGCCGAAUCACACAAAAGAAACUUUGAUGAGCAGAUGUUGCUCGAAAACAUCCGAGAAGAUUGUAAGGCGAACCUACUGAAAAUCGGAAUACCCAAAAUAUUCCUAGUAUCUUCAUUUCAGUUGGAAAAAUAUGAUUUUCAGAAGCUGAUCAACACCCUCAAAGAUGAACUUCCCAAACACAAGAAAUUUGCUCUCAUUCAGUCUCUGCCCGUUUAUUCUCUUCAGGCCCAAAGAAAAAAAACAAAAAGAAGAAAACAUAUUUCAAGAAACAUAUUUGGCUGA
Molecule: messenger RNA, 1040 nt
Organism: Labeo rohita (rohu)
Lineage: Eukaryota; Metazoa; Chordata; Actinopteri; Cypriniformes; Cyprinidae
Product: T-cell-specific guanine nucleotide triphosphate-binding protein 2-like
Exons: 1
Coding region: 126-1040 (304 amino acids)
Cellular component (GO): membrane
Molecular function (GO): GTP binding
Source: RefSeq, a predicted model, not a curated record